CUUGUAUCAGCUACAGGUGUAAUUUACCUGCUGUGUUCGACAUAGGAUACGAUAUAGGACAACUUUCUACAACUACAAGAAAGCAACUCCGAAGAGCAGGAGCAAACUGCAUCCUGAGAUUUUGAAAGCACAUCUGACUAAACAAAACUGAAGUAUACUGCUCCCUUCAGAAGCCAUUACAGAAGAUCGUGACAGGGAUUUCUUAAAGAAAAUGGAUUCCAAACAUUCUCUCCAAGAAGAGGAUUUCUUCUGUCCAGUGUGCAGUGACAUCUUCCAGGAUCCUGUAAUCCUGUCAUGUAGCCACAGCUUUUGUAAAGUCUGUCUCAAAAAAUUCUGGAAACAAAAGGAAUCUCUGGAAUGUCCAGUUUGCAGUAGAAUAUCCUCAACGGAAGAACCUCAUUGUAACCUAAUUUUAAAGAAACUGUGUGAGGCCUUCUCAGAGGGGAAGAGUCAGAGAGAUUCAGCAGGAUCUGAAGGGCUAUGCAGUCUGCACCACGAAAAACUCAAACUCUUCUGUCUGAAUGAUAAACAGCCAGUGUGUUUUGUGUGUCAAACCUCUAAAAAACAUGCAAACCACAAGUUCUGUCCCAUGGAUGAAGCUGCACAGGAUUUUAAGGAGGAACUCAAGACUUCAUUGAAGCCCUUACAGAAGAAGUUUGAGAUCUUCCAUAGGGUGAAACUAACCUGCCAUCAAACAGCAACCCAUAUUAAGCUACAAGCAGAGGACACAGAAAGGCAGAUUAAGGAGGAGUUUGAGAAGCUUCACCAGUUGCUUCGAGAGGACGAGUUAGCCAGAUUAGCUACUCUGAAGGAAGAAGAGGAGCAGAAGAGUCAGAUGAUGAAGAAGAAGAUUGAGGAGAUGAUCGGAGGGUUAUCAUCACUUUCAGACACAAUCAAAGCAGUAGAGGAGGAGCUGAAAGCAGAAGACGUCACAUUCCUUCAGAACUACAAGGUCACAGUGAAAAGAGCCCAGUGCACACUGCCGGAUCCGAAGAGGGUUUCAGGAACACUGAUCCAUGUGGCUAAGCACCUUGACAACCUGCACAGAUUUUGUGGGAAGAUGCAGGACAUUGUUCAAGUGUUUGCUCACUACACUGCUGUGACUCUGGACCCCAAGACUGCCCACCCAUCUCUCAUCUUGUCUGAUGAUCUGACCACUGUGAGACUUGGUGAUGGGACGCAGAAGCAUCCUGACAACCCAGAGAGGUUUGAUAACAAUAGAAUGGUCCUGGGCUCUGAGGGCUUUAACUCAGGGACACACAUCUGGGAUGUUGAGGUUGGGGACAGUGUAGGCUGGACCCUGGGUGUGGUUACAGAGACUGUCCCGAGGAAGGGAGGAAUGCGCAGUGGACUCUGGGGUCUAAAUUAUAAAGCAGGGGAAUACAGGGCAUAUUCCCUACCAAAUUCAACCAUUCCCUUCACGUUGGGCCUGAGACCGCAGAGGAUCCGAGUGCAGCUGGACUGGGACAGAGGAAAGCUGUCAUUCUAUGACCCUUUUAGUAACUCACACCUACACACAUUCACACACACUUUCACUGAGAGAGUCUUUCCCUGCCUUGGUAAUCGCUGUAAAUGCCAGCCUCUGAAGAUCUUGUCAUGGCCUCUGUAACAGUGGAACAACAUAGUUAGAGCUGAUAAGGCCUCUUGUCUAGGAACAGCACAGUUAGAGCUGAUAAGGAAGUUAUAAUUUCCCUUAUCACAACUUUAAAGCUGCAAUAUGUAACCUUUAGGGCGACCCGACCAAAUUCACAUAGAAAGGUGAGUCAUAGAUAUGUAAUUUUCAUUGAAAGCAAGUCUAAGAAGCGGUAGAGCUGUUCUAUGUGCGCUAUUUCUAUGCUUCCCGUUCUGAAGUAUAGUUUUUUGCAUCUUUUACUUUUGGUCUUGUACACCAGCUUCACACAGCUGGAAAUACAACAUUUUUGGUUAUGAAAAUAUAUUUCACAGCGGUUUAAAUGGUACAAUGAUUCUCUCUAUUGCUUGUUUUGUCACAUAAACUGAAAUUAGGCGAGCUAUUCGAAUUUUAGCAACCAGGAAAUGGCAGAGCGAUUUCUGCACAUUGCACCUUUUAAAUCAAGCAUCUACUGUUUGAAAACAAGUUAAGAUAUUAUAAAGACUUGAUUGAUUUGAACUUAAUGCUCAAACUGUUGAUAAAGCACAAGAGAGUAGAAAACUGACACCUAGUCGAAGUUUAGUCGAGUAUAAUCCUGUUUCUUCUUUGUAUUAGAUACGUUUGAUUUGUUAAUCAUUAGCUCUUAUUGGCUUAAGUAUAUGAUCAAUUGCAUGGAAAUACAAAGCCAUACUGUAACUGUCAUUCCCUAUUCCAUGAUUAAAGC
Messenger RNA from Coregonus clupeaformis (lake whitefish), 2333 nucleotides. RefSeq names its product zinc-binding protein A33. The record is from RefSeq and is a predicted model, not a curated record. NCBI's taxonomy places the organism in Eukaryota, Metazoa, Chordata, Actinopteri, Salmoniformes, Salmonidae. Bases 212 to 1609 code for a protein of 465 amino acids. The transcript has 6 exons. Gene Ontology annotation, molecular function: zinc ion binding; protein binding.